This is a messenger RNA of Xyrauchen texanus (razorback sucker), 627 nucleotides long. Its product is annotated as protein KTI12 homolog. The record is from RefSeq and is a predicted model, not a curated record. NCBI's taxonomy places the organism in Eukaryota, Metazoa, Chordata, Actinopteri, Cypriniformes, Catostomidae.
AUGCUUAUUAAUGUUAUAUGGAGUGACAUUAAGGCUUCUGCUCUGUUUGAUUGUCUUUCAUUCCCAGGCUACAGAUAUGAGCUGUUUCGUCUUAUCAAACAUACACAGACACCCCAUUGUUUGGUGUACUGUUUAAUGUCAGCUGAUGUGAGCUCAGAAUGGAAUAGAAUAGCUUAUUCUCAGUACAUGCAGGCAAUUCUUGAUGGUUUUAUACUGAGAUUUGAAGCACCUGAUUCAAGGAACAGAUGGGAUGGUCAACUCUCUUCGAUUCAGAAAAAGGACACACUUCCAUUUGAAGCCAUCUGUGAUGUGCUUUUCAAAAGAAAAGCACCACCACCUAAUCAGUCCACACUAAGUCAACCACUCUCCUCUACCAACUUUCUGUACGAGUUGGACAAAGUUACUCAAGAUGUCUUGAUGUCUGUUCUUGACUCACGGAAGACCAGCAUCCCUGGGGAUCACCUUUCCAUUACUGGAGCAACAGAAAAGAUCAAACUCACAAGAAGUCUUAACAUGGUAGAGUUGAGGAAACAGAGAUGGCAGUUCAUCAGUUAUACCAAGAUGCCGACAGCGAACAUUGGACAUAUUGCCACAUUUGAGCAGUAUCUCAAUAAGAGUAUGCAUUAA